This is a messenger RNA of Pocillopora verrucosa, 1026 nucleotides long. The record is from RefSeq and is a predicted model, not a curated record. Lineage: Eukaryota; Metazoa; Cnidaria; Anthozoa; Scleractinia; Pocilloporidae.
AUGUCUUCGCAAAACCGGAAGUACUUCCGCUUUCGUCUCUUCCGAAUUCUGGUUUUACUUAUCCUGUUUAUAUCUCCAACGACAUCUACAACGAAUAAGCUCAGCGUACCAGAAAGCUGUCUUGAGCUAGCGAAUGCCUUGAUGACAUCCCAAUCAGACAACGAGUUCAACAAAUACCUUAUCCAAUGCCUGGCUUCAGUGGAAUGGCAACAGUUAUCUGACUUCGCCAUCCAAAACUUCCAAGAACUGAAAGACAAAAUACCACCUGAAAUCGCAAAGUCUGUAAAGGGAAGUCUUUUUAUUGUGUCUGUGUAUUUAAUAUGCUUAAGUAAUCAACUGUACAAACAGGCUGUGGUCUUAGCUGAAGACUACAAGGAGCAUCGGGAUAUGUUCAAAGAGCUACAGACAAAAAUAAGAGUCGUACUACAAGCUAUAAGAACAGAAAUUCACUCAAUGCCAAAGAGCAUCGACUUUGGCGCCUUGAACGAGCGAAUCGCGAAAGUAAUGGAAAUACUAAGUCAUUUUCACACCGAGCUCGAGCGGGUAACUAAUGACGUAAAAAAUGGUAUCAUCAGCAGUCGACUUGACAAAAUCUGGGCCACUGGGUACGGUUAUGCUGCGCUACUCGUUUGUGUUGGUUCCCCCUUCGUUGCCGGUCCUGGGGCAGUACUUUUAAUAUGUGUUCCUUCUCUUGGAGUUUUUGUUUAUUCUAUCACAAGGUUCUUUUCGCUUGGCGAAACCAAUGAAGAACUAAACCAGUUGCAGAAGGACGCCAGAAAGCUACGUCUAGAGUCAGCCAAGCAUCGAACUCAGCUUCAAGUUAACCUUGUUUUGAUGAAAAGGCCCACAGUGGACAUUCACAUCAAAAGCGAGGGCUGUGAAGAUCCAAAACGAACUCAAAACACAUGUGGUUUCGCUUACAUCGCGGUGAAUGGAAGGGAAUUCUCUCUUCGCGGCAGGGAAUACGUUUUAGUUGUUGAUGGCACAACAGGUAAGAAGAAAACUACCGAGUAUUUGAUUCACUGA